ACCGACGAGCUGAGAUCGGCCAUCGGGCUCGCCAGGGAGUUCAGCAGCGAGAAGGGCCACGCGUUCGUGGAGCAGCUGCACAGGGUGCAGUGCAUGCUGCAGGACGCGGGCUCCAACAUCGCGACGCCCCUCUCCUCGGCCAGGCAGGCCCACCUCAAGCGAACGUCUUUUAGUGAGAAGCCUGUUCUGGAGCUGGAACAGUGGAUUGAUAAAUACUCAGAAGAGCUUCCCCCGCUCAGAGCUUUCAUACUGCCAUCGGGAGGUAAAAGCAGCGCCGCUCUCCACGUUUCCCGAGCUGUCUGCCGCAGAGCUGAGAGGUGUGUGGUACCGUUAGUGCAAGCAGGGGAAGCAGAUCCAAAUGUGGCCAAAUAUUUAAACAGACUAAGCGACUACCUCUUCGUUUUGGCACGUUAUGCUGCAAUGAAAGAAGGGAAGGAAGAGAAAAUAUACAUAAAGUCUGAAGCAUAAGUGGGACUUGGGUUAUUGCUUUCA
Messenger RNA from Tinamus guttatus (white-throated tinamou), 492 nucleotides. NCBI's taxonomy places the organism in Eukaryota, Metazoa, Chordata, Aves, Tinamiformes, Tinamidae. The record is from RefSeq and is a predicted model, not a curated record.